This is a messenger RNA of Vitrella brassicaformis, 1833 nucleotides long. Lineage: Eukaryota; Vitrellaceae. The record is from the annotation of a GenBank genome assembly.
GUGCAAUCAAUUGAAUUGGCGUUGUCACACAAGGUACACGAAGCUUGGAAUGGCAAACAGCUGUCCGUUGAUGCGCCUGCCGCUGUGUCUGUCGCAGAUCUCGUCUGUGCUAUCAGAUGAACGGCCUCAUGCUCGCCCCCUACCCCCUCCCGCAGCGCUACACCAUACCCAAGGAUGUCUGCGGUAUCUGCCGCUGCUCCCUCGCCCUCACCAGCGACUUGGCAAGACUCAAAUGCGGCCAUCUUCACUGCUGGCAGGUGGGCGAGACCGCUCGGGGAAGGGCUGUCUGCCUGGCUGAUGAAUACACGUGUGUCUGUCUUGUCGCUGUGUUGUUCUCGGAAGUGCGUCAAGGGGCUCCCGGGCUGUGCCGAUGCCGACAGUUCCGCUGACAAGGGGAUGGAGGACUACGGGCCGCUCUCAUGCCCGACAUGCCACAAGGUGACGCUCAUAUGAAUGAACGCAUGAACACACCUGCCCGUCAAUGGUUGCCUGUCUGUCUGUCUGUCUGCCUUUUGUUGUCAGGGGUCGGAGCUCGUCGAGCGCAUCCGCAAGCCCUCGGCCUCCUUGGUGCCCGACGUGUGUGGCGGGCCCUUCCGUGAUGUGACCGUCACGGAGGCCGAAGGCACAGUCGCCGUGUGGAAGGCCAGCUACUACCUCCCCUUCUGUGUCAACCAAGAGGUGGUUGUCGGCUGGGGCGAUCUCAACUUCGUCAACUGGAAGCUCGAGACGGCCCACAUCGUGGCGAAGCUCACCCGCGACACGCUGGCUGUGACCUGCAAGCGCCUCGCCGCCAGCCACAAGACGGCUGACGCCAUUUUCGAGGCUUUGCGGUGGGAUGCAGAGGCGGAGGCCUUCCGUGCUGGGCUGCGUGUCAAGGACGCCCUGGCGUCGGCGUGCCAAGACCAGAUCAGGCGACUCGCGGGCAGAAAGCACAAGAAGAGGUAAGUCGUUCAGUCUGUCUGUCGCGGAGCUAGUGUGUGUGUCACUAUCUAUGGGUGUGUGUCAGGUCUGGUGCGUCGUUUGGCGAGGGGAGUUGUGUGUGGGUGUGUGGUGUGGUGGGCCGGCCGGAGUAUAACGGCCUUGAGGGCAAGGUGACCGCCAUUCUGCCGCCCAACACACCGGACAACAAGAGUGACGUCACGCGGUGAGAGGGUGCACGCCUGACAGAAGACACACAUGGCAGGAAGGGAUGGCAGAACUAUGCACUCAUGUCUGUUGUAUGUGUGUUUAGGUAUCAUGUGUGUCUGUCAUUGUGCGGCCAGUUGGUGUCUUUGCGUGCCGACAAUCUUCGCGGCUCUGACACCCCUAUGACGGACGCGAAGCUGAUGGCCCACUGCUUCCGCACAAUGAGCCUCGGCAAGAAGUGAACGGGUGGGUGACCCUAUCGACCGACUUCUAACGAGUUGGACUGGGGUGCUCUCCUGUGCGGCGUGUCGAAUCAUUCAAGAGCACUGAAUCAGGGGUGGGGGGUAUGACAUGCAGGGAAGUGGUUUUUCUGUGUUCCCUGAAUCUCGAAUGUGUCCAAUAACCUUCAUUCACAUGCCUAGUAGGACCAAUUGCUGUCUGUGUCGUUUUUGCCAUGCCCUGCUGCCGUGCCGUCGGGGUGCUUUAUUCACAUGGUGCUGCUGACAUGACAAGUGCUCAUGCGUCAUGCCACUUGCUCCGACUGACGUGCGUCAUGUGUACUGUGCAUACCUUGGAAGGGACCUAUAUAUAAUUCCGCCAGGUACACAUGUGAUGUGCGAGAAGUGAGAGAGGGACUCAAUCUUGGGGCUUUGUCUGUCUGUGCCAUGGAUGAAGGCAAUUGGAUUGAAAAUGUCAUUAACAUUGUCG